GUAUGGGCUUAUCUGAGACACUGGGUAUCUACUAUCUAGAUAUGUUUUAUUGCGAAAAACUGUUGGAAAAGCACUGAAUAAUUUUUGUGUUCUGUGUAAAAUCCUUUGCUGAUUGCUAUUGCCUAUAUCUUAUUAUUGUAAAUUUUCCUAACACUUUGUUUUUGCGCUCAAUAAUAUACAUAAUAUUAAUUUUAAUUUUCGUGUAGUGUUAAUAAAUAAGUUAUUCUGUAAUAUGCAGAAAUAUGAAAAACUUGAAAAAAUUGGAGAAGGUACCUAUGGAACAGUUUUUAAAGCUAAAAACAAAGAGACUCAUGAAAUAGUCGCCUUAAAGCGAGUUAGACUCGACGAUGACGAUGAAGGAGUGCCAUCUUCAGCAUUACGUGAAAUAUGUCUCUUAAAAGAACUAAAGCAUAAAAAUAUUGUUCGAUUAUAUGAUGUUCUUCACAGCGAAAAGAAGUUGACACUAGUUUUCGAACAUUGUGACCAAGACCUAAAGAAAUACUUUGAUAGCUUAAAUGGUGAAAUAGAUUUGGAUGUAGUUAAGUCAUUCAUGUAUCAGCUGCUACGAGGGCUUGCUUUCUGCCACAGUCACAAUGUACUUCAUCGAGAUUUAAAACCUCAAAAUCUACUGAUUAACAAAAAUGGUGAACUAAAAUUAGCAGAUUUUGGCUUAGCUAGAGCCUUUGGCAUUCCAGUCAAGUGUUAUUCAGCAGAAGUGGUUACUCUUUGGUAUCGUCCACCAGAUGUUUUAUUUGGAGCCAAACUUUACACAACAAGUAUAGACAUGUGGUCUGCAGGUUGCAUAUUUGCAGAACUAGCUAACUCUGGCAGGCCUUUAUUUCCAGGCUCUGAUGUUGACGACCAGCUAAAAAGGAUUUUUAAGCUACUAGGAACACCAAAUGAAGAUACAUGGCCUGGAGUAACUCAGCUGCCAGAUUAUAAGCCAUUACCAGUUUACCAACCAAGUUUGGGUCUUGCUCAAGUUGUGCCAAGAUUGUCUGCUCGUGGGAGAGACCUUCUGGCUCGUCUACUGACAUGCAACCCAGCAUUACGGAUGCCAGCUGAUGAUGCAAUGGCACAUGCUUACUUUCAUGAUUUGAAUCCUUCUGUGAAGAAUGACAGGUGUUAA
Messenger RNA from Pieris rapae (cabbage white), 1129 nucleotides. RefSeq names its product cyclin-dependent-like kinase 5 (gene Cdk5). Gene Ontology annotation, molecular function: cyclin-dependent protein serine/threonine kinase activity; ATP binding. Gene Ontology annotation, cellular component: cytoplasm; nucleus. The transcript has 2 exons. NCBI's taxonomy places the organism in Eukaryota, Metazoa, Arthropoda, Insecta, Lepidoptera, Pieridae. The record is from RefSeq and is a predicted model, not a curated record. Gene Ontology annotation, biological process: protein phosphorylation; axonogenesis; synaptic vesicle transport. Bases 233 to 1129 code for a protein of 298 amino acids.